Molecule: messenger RNA, 3642 nt
Organism: Eleginops maclovinus (Patagonian blennie)
Lineage: Eukaryota; Metazoa; Chordata; Actinopteri; Perciformes; Eleginopidae
Gene: rhbdf1b
Product: rhomboid 5 homolog 1b (Drosophila)
Biological process (GO): regulation of protein secretion; regulation of epidermal growth factor receptor signaling pathway
Cellular component (GO): endoplasmic reticulum membrane
Molecular function (GO): serine-type endopeptidase activity
Source: RefSeq, a predicted model, not a curated record
ACUCACCACAUGCAUCGAGCUGGCAGGCGUAGGGGGAGCUAGCGAGCAUGGAUGAGCCGGGCAGCAUGAACAGCAGCCUGCAGAGGAAGAAGCCGCCAUGGCUCCAACUGGACAUCCCCACCAUCCGCCUGACACCAGACGACACGCCGGCACCCACACAGCCGGUGAGGCGCCUGCGCAGUGUCAGCAUGCCAGGUGAAAACCCUCAGACCUGCAUCGCUGCCUUGGAAGCCUCCAACAACUACCUCAGACCCCCAAUGGAGAGACUGCCAUCCUUCACACAGUCCAUCAAGAGUGGGAAACGGGUGCGUUUUGAGCGGGUCAACACGGUUCCCCCAAAGGGACAGAGGGGGCCUCGGAGGGUGUCAACCGUCCGAAGGCGGUCCUGCAUCCCGAAAAUACUGAGCCGACGGCGGUCAUCUAUACCCAAACAGAUCAUCAGGGGUACGGCUGACUGGUUUGGGGUGAGCAAAGACAGCGACAGCACCCAGCGAUGGCGGAGGAAGAGCCUCCAGCACUGCAGCCAUCUGUACGGGGGGCUGAAGCCACAGGUGAUGAGGGAGAUGGAGCUCCACAGCCUGGACAACCUGUCCCUGGCCAGCACUGAGACCCCUCCUCCCCUCUACCUCCCACCCCACCACCCCAGUCACCACCACUAUGGCAUGCAGAGGAUCGUAGACCCCCUGGCCCGGGGUCGUGCCUUCCGCAUGGUGGAAGAGGUAGACGGCUUCAGUGUCCCGCAAACUCCCAUCACGCCCGGCACCGCCUCCCUCUGCUCCUUUUCCAGCUCCCGCUCCGCGCUGAACCGGUUGCCAAGAAGACGCAAACGGGAGUCUGUCGCAGUCAUGAGUCUGAAGGCUGCAGCCGCACUUAUGAAGGGCCGGACGAUAGGCGACGGCACGGCCGGGCGAUGUCGCAGACGGAGUUUUAUGCCCCCUAGUUUCUUUGAAGACGACACCAUAGACUUCGCUGAUGAUCUGGACUCUUCUUUCUUCACCAGAGAAGGCCUGCAUGAUGAACUGUCGAGCUACGCAGAUGAUGUUUUUGAGACGCCAUCGGAAGCCGCCAUCGAACCGCUGGAUGAGAGCGAGCUCACAGGAAGUGCGCUGGACAAAAACGAGCUGGAGAGGAGUCACCUCAUGCUGCCCUUGGAGCGAGGAUGGCGGAAGGCGAACAACGGCUCUCUGGUUCAGCCUAAGGUGCGUCUGAGACAGGAAGUGGUGAGCGUCAGCAGCCGUCAGCAGCGAGGACAACGGAUCGUAGUUCCUGUGAAGAAGCUGUUUGCCAAAGAGAAGAGGCCGUACGGGCUCGGCAUGGUGGGUCGCCUCACCAACCGGACGUACCGCAAGCGCAUCGACAGUUACGUCAAACGACAGAUGGAAGACAUGGACGAUAACAGGCCUUUUUUUACCUACUGGAUCACUUUCGUCCAUCUGCUCGUCACCAUCCUGGCCGUCGCUAUCUACGGCAUCGCCCCUUUGGGCUUCUCACAGCAUGAAACUGUCGACUCGGUUUUGAGGAACAAGGGAGUUUAUGAAAACGUUAAAUUUGUGCAACAACAAAACUUCUGGGUCGGUCCGAGCUCAGAGGCGCUGAUCCACCUCGGAGCCAAGUUCUCUCUGUGCAUGCGUCAAGACGAAGAGAUCCACAAACUGAUCCAGGAGAAGCGAGCCAGAGAGGGGGAGUCGGGCUGCUGUGUGAGGAACGAUCGCUCCGGCUGCCUGCAGACCUCACAGGACGAGUGCUCGAGCACCCUGGCGGUGUGGGUGAAGUGGCCUCAGCACCCCAGUGCUCCUUAUCUGAACAACACACUACGACAACAUGGUGCCGUCUGCCAUCAGGACCCUAGGAUUUGCCUGGAACCGGCCUCAGUUUCCCCUCACGAGUGGCCUGAUGACAUCACCAAGUGGCCAGUCUGUACACGGUACAACUCUGGGAACCACACCAACCUCCCCCACAUCGACUGCACCAUCACAGGCCGGCCCUGCUGCAUCGGCACCAAAGGACGAUGUGAAAUCACUUCCAGAGAGUACUGUGACUUCAUGCACGGCUAUUUCCACGAGGAGGCUACUCUCUGCUCACAGGUGGCCUGCAUGUUUGAUGUGUGUGGUCUGCUGCCUUUCCUCAACCCGGAGAUCCCAGACCAGUUCUCCAGACUCUGGCUGUCUCUCUUUCUUCAUGCUGGGAUCCUGCACUGCCUGGUGUCGGUGUUUUUCCAGAUGACGGUGCUGCGAGACAUCGAGAAGCUGGCGGGCUGGCUGAGGAUCUCCAUCAUCUACAUGCUGAGCGGCAUCACCGGAAACCUCGCCUCCGCCAUAUUCCUGCCCUACAGAGCGGAGGUGGGUCCUGCAGGCAGUCAGUUCGGCAUCCUGGCCUGUCUGUUUGUGGAGCUGUUUCAGAGCUGGCCGAUCCUGGAGCGGCCGUGGAGAGCGUUCGCCAAGCUGCUGGCCAUCUCCAUCUUCUUCUUCUCCUUCGGUCUGCCCUGGAUCGACAACUUCGCCCACAUCUGCGGAUUCGUGUCGGGAUUUUUCCUGUCCUUCGCCUUCCUGCCAUACAUCAGCUUUGGGCAGUCGGACAUGUACAGGAAGCGGGUGCAGAUCUGCGUUUUCCUGCUGGUCUUCCUGGGUCUGCUCGCCGCGCUGGCCGUCCUCUUCUACGUCUACCCGGUUAAGUGUGACUGGUGCGAGUACCUCACCUGCAUCCCCAUCACCGACAAGUUCUGCGACAAGUACGACCUGAACGCUCACCACCUCUGAACACAAGCCCCGGAAAAUAAAAGCACGGACACUAUAGAGAGAUAAAUGUCAUCUGUACGGAUGCUGGACUGCAUGUUGAUGAUGUUCGUUGAGGAACUGCUUGUCACAUUUCCUGGAAUAAUGACCAGGAUUUCAUGUGGAUGUGUUUGUUCACUGUCUGGAAAGGUACAGCAGCCCUAUUAAGAGUAGAGGCUGUGCAUUAAAGCCUUCAGGUAAUUUAAUGAAGGUACUCACAUUCAUGGGAGACAAACUUUGAAUGGAUUACUGUGUGAUUGAUCUCUCGCUGGGCUAAUCAGUGACAGUCACACUUGGAGGAGUUGUUUCCUGCCUAAAUAUUGACUUUAUUGUGUGGUAAAGAAGGACUAAACAGUACCGCUUAGUGGCCAAAAGGAGCAGUACAACCAGAGACACUGAAGUGAAUAAGCGGGGAGCUUUUUUUUUGUACUUUUGUUUACUGAUGUCCAAACAAUUUGUCCAUUUACUGGAUCACGCCAAGAAAUGAGUCUACAAAAUGUGCCUUAUUGACACAAAACCCACACACUUACACAUCUUUGUGCCAUGAAUCACUUUGUGACAGCGGUUUCUGAGGUUUUGGGUCCUUUUCCUUAACCUUUGCUGUGUCACACAAUCUGACAAACUCAUUUAAGAAAAAUGGAGUUUAUUUGUUGGCUGAAUUUAGACUUUUUGUUAUUUUUGUACCACUCUGGAAAGUGUCCGCCACAGCCUUUAAAGCACUUAAAUCACAAAUGCAUUUUUAGCCAAGUGUAAAACUCACCCCUGUAUGUUAAUCUGCUCAGUAUGAAUGACUCUCACUGAGGUGAAUAUGUGUUUUUACUCAAUAUGGUGGUGUUUUAGCUACCUGACAAUAAACAGAAGAAAGCACGGA